AUGCCUCUGGCCUGGACUCUCCUGCUGCUCUGGGGCCUGGGCGGCCCCGGCAGCUGGGGCUGUCUGCAGUGUGACCCCUCGGUGGUGGAUGCCCUGAGCCAGCUGCGCCGGGCUCUCAUCCCCAAGCACUUCCACCAGGAGCAGCUGCGGGACCGCGCUGAGGCCCUGCUGCUGGGCAUGGAGGGUCCCUUCUUCCGGGACUAUGCAUUCAAUGCCUUCGUGGGGAACGUGGGGAUGCAGCAGCUGAAGGAAGUGGCCAGCUUCGUCAAGAAUCAAAUGCAACACUUGAUGGUGACUGCCCUGGAAGGCGAGCUGCUUCUUGAUGAGCUGGUGAAGCUGAGAGAGAUCAUGCUGAAGGAACUCAAGAAGGCCUUGCGCUCGUACGAACUGAAAGCCUGUGAUCGCAUAGUUUGCCGCCUGUUAAAAGAAGAGGUCAUGGACUGUUUGCGUUGCCAGAAAACGGUUACCAAAUGUAUCAAGAGAAAACAAUGCUUCGUCGAUGGGCAGCCGCGCAUGGCCCUGCACUAUGAGACGGACACUGGGUACCCGAGGAGCCAGGCCCUGGUGGGCAUCGUGGUUUCAGUGUCGCUCGCAGUCCUUGUCUUCUCGGUCAUCCUCAUCUCGGCCUGCACGUACAGGUGGAACCGAAAAUUGCUGCUGCGUUAGGCCUGCGGUCUGCCGGCUUUGUAAGCGGAAAGGAAAUGUUUAAUAAAGUCUGUGAUUA
Ochotona curzoniae (black-lipped pika) is the source of this 724-nucleotide messenger RNA. It is a transcript of the gene IZUMO2, whose product is annotated as IZUMO family member 2. The transcript has 7 exons. Lineage: Eukaryota; Metazoa; Chordata; Mammalia; Lagomorpha; Ochotonidae. The record is from RefSeq and is a predicted model, not a curated record. Bases 1 to 666 code for a protein of 221 amino acids.